CGCAGCUCAAAUUCUGGAGGACCCACAAUGACUUCAGCCCGGGGAGGCAUCCUCAAUGAGAAGGAGCCUGAGCUUAACCACAUCCCACUCACUCACCACGAUCUCUCGUACCCCGGGUGAACUCUCAGAUUUCACCAUAGUACCAACACAAAGUCUCACUUUGGUUUCCUAAAUUCAAUAAUUUUUAACCACGCAUUAUCUUCGGCUUUGUCCUUCAAGUCUUACCACCGACUCUACCUUCCCGUUCACCAUCACGAAUCAACAAGAUGAACGCGCCUGAUCGUUUCGAGCUCUUCCUGCUCGGUGAUGGCGAGAAGAAGAUCGAGGAGAAGGUCUUCUCCGGAAUGUCCAACACCUCGGACUUCGUCAUCAAGAAGGAGGACCACACCCUCGGCAACCUCUUGUCUGAGCACCUCAAGAUGCAUAAGCACGUCCUGAUGGCGGGUUACAAGAUCGCGCAUCCAAACGUCCCCGAGAUGUUCAUCCGAGUCCAGACAGACGGCUCGAUCACCGCCAAGGAGGCCUUGGUAGAAGUCAUUAAGAAGCUCAUGCAGGACUUGUCGCACCUCAGUCGCGAGUUCACUCGAGAGUUCGAGCUUC
Colletotrichum godetiae is the source of this 600-nucleotide messenger RNA. RefSeq names its product DNA-directed RNA polymerase. NCBI's taxonomy places the organism in Eukaryota, Fungi, Ascomycota, Sordariomycetes, Glomerellales, Glomerellaceae. Gene Ontology annotation, cellular component: RNA polymerase II, core complex. The transcript is spliced from 5 exons. The annotation marks the transcript as partial. Gene Ontology annotation, biological process: transcription by RNA polymerase II. Gene Ontology annotation, molecular function: protein dimerization activity; DNA binding. The record is from RefSeq and is a predicted model, not a curated record.